UUUUUUGUGGGCAGCGUUGUCCUCGUAGAAUUCUUGCUCUAUCUGAGCUUCACCUCUGUCUUUCCUGACACCAUCCCAUUUUCGCGUUCCGAGUCUCCAUCCACCGUCUCUGUCGCUAUGGCAGCUGCCAAUUUGGCGGGUGGCGGUCAACCGGGUCUCGAAGCCGGACAGGGUUCCUUCGCGAACGAGUUUGUGCGCCGUUCUCUGUCACCGGAGUCGCCUGCAGGACCUGCACUGAGUCAGGCGGACGCCUCCACGGGCCUCUUGUGGCUUCUGGACUCAGCCACCUGUACUGGCAACCUACAGGGCUAUCUGCGUCUUGUAACCCAAAAGUAUCACGAGCACAAACAGCGCUACAGUGAUCGUGGUGUCCGCGUCCUGCGUCGACUGCACAGAUCUGGUGCCUUCUCCUUGAACCACUGGAAUACCACAGUUCCGGUGCAGUACCAUCCCGCCAUGUGGCUUUCUGGCUGCUUCGCUUCUGCCAGUCCUCGUUCUGCUAUCUCCCUUCUUCAACGUUCCAGUUUGUAA
Molecule: messenger RNA, 531 nt
Organism: Dibothriocephalus latus
Lineage: Eukaryota; Metazoa; Platyhelminthes; Cestoda; Diphyllobothriidea; Diphyllobothriidae
Source: the annotation of a GenBank genome assembly